Messenger RNA from Nymphaea colorata (pocket water lily), 4283 nucleotides. RefSeq names its product probable ubiquitin-conjugating enzyme E2 23. The transcript is spliced from 9 exons. Lineage: Eukaryota; Viridiplantae; Streptophyta; Magnoliopsida; Nymphaeales; Nymphaeaceae. The record is from RefSeq and is a predicted model, not a curated record. Bases 211 to 3753 code for a protein of 1180 amino acids.
UCUCUCCGCAAAGAAAUUUUUUUUCGAUUUUUCUCGAUUUCUCUUUCAAAUAAAAGGCAUCGAAAGGGAAAACGGAGGCCGAGAGCCAGUACGAAAAGUUUUCCGAUCUUCGACAGCUCCUCAGCUGCUAGGGAAGCUCCCCUCCUUGUCUAUUCCUCGUGGUUUUCGGAUUUUCUCCGCUCUCCCGGAUCCUAAAACUCUCUUCUUCAGAUGGGCAGUGAGCAUCAUACAACUGAUGCCAGCCUUUCGGUGGAUGGUGGUGGUAGUGUUGAUCAAUCAGAAUGCACAUCGAAUGCACAUUCCCCUGCAACUGAAGGGAACGGGGAUCAGGAACUGAUAAGAAACCAGGAGGUCCCUGAACGCUUGAAUAAAGGUGUUUAUGUUUACAGGCAAGAUGUUGUAAGGUCUGGUAAGAAAGAGGGACUGAUUGGCAUGGUUAUGGAAGUUGGUGGAGACCUGGACUCAGAUAGCAGCAUUAGCGACAGUGAGGAUGAUUCUGAUAGCAAUGAUUUGUUGUUAAAUGGUCAAGUUAAAGUCAUAUGGGCUGAUCAUACCGAGACAAAAGAUAAUGCUGAUGAGAUUGUGGUUGCAGACAGGGCGUUUAUGCAUGGUGAUGUUGUGGCAUCUGCUUCUGAUCCAACUGGACAGACAGGAACCGUGGUGGAUGUGGACAUCAAGGUUGAUUUGCUGGCUGCAAAUGGGGAAAUAAUAAAAGACAUUUCCUCGAGGGAAUUACUGCGGGUUAGGGAUUUCACCAUUGGUGAUUAUGUGCUUAAUGGACCUUGGCUAGGCCGUGUUGAUGAAGUUUUAGAUAAUGUGACUGUGAUGUUCGAUGAUGGGUCUGCUUGUAAAGUGAUUAAGGCUGACCCUGUGCGGCUUGCACCUGUUUCAACAAGCCUGCUUGAAGAUGCACAUUUUCCAUACUAUCCUGGCCAAAGGGUUAAAUCAUCAUCUUCGUCAGUGUUCAAAAAUUCUAGGUGGAUUUCAGGCUCAUGGAAAGCUAGCCGUUGCGAAGGAACGGUGGUUAAGGUGCAGGCAGCAUCAGUGUUUGUUUAUUGGAUUGCUUCAGCCAGCACUGGCUAUGGUUCUGACUCCAUCGCCAUUCCUAGCGAUGAGCAAGAUCCUAAGAAUUUGAAACUGCUAUCUUGUUUGUCAUAUGCAAACUGGCAACUAGGUGACUGGUGUCUUUUCCCUUCGCAUAAGCAUUCUGCUACUAGUGUUUCAUUAAAUGGGAAACAUGGUGGCUCUUUCUGCAGUUCUGAUUCUCAGAUUAAGGGCAUUGAUGAUUUGUUAACUACUCAUGUGGAAGAUAUGGGCAACGGAUCCAGCACAGAAGGCUCUGCAGUAGACUCCUGUGAUCCUGGGCUUGCUUAUACAAAGCCAAAUCCAUGUGAUAUGGUGGAUAAGAAGUUUUCAGAGCUUGAAAUAAAUGAUCAAAAUGGUGAAUGUAGUAGUAGUUCUAUCCGACUUGAACCUGAAGAUAGUGAUCUAACAGGUCACUUGGGUUUACAUGCAGCAACAACAGGAAAGCUAGAUGAAAAUGGGAACUUUGACCUUCGUCAAAGCAAUAGUGAUUCAGUGGAAAUUGGGCAAAAACAAAAGCUGGAUGAGCGUAAUGACAGUAUAGGAGAUAAUGCAUCAGAUUUUGGUUCUUGCAGCAGUUCACUUUCAGUAAAAAAAGAACCUGCUCAUGAUAAUCGCCUUUCUCAUAGAAAAAAGCUUCGUAAAAUUGUUGUAAAACGGGAUAAGAGGGCAAAAAGAAAAGAAGAAGCAUUUGAAAAAGCUCUUCUUAUUGCAAACACUGUCACUAAGGUUGAUGUGAUUUGGCAGGAUGGAGUGAGGCAGAAUGGUAUAUUUUCAAAGGACUUGAUCCCAAUUGAUGACACUGGUGAUCAUGAAUUCUACCCUGAGCAGUAUGUGGUGGAGAAAACUUCAAAUGAAGAUGAAGACAUUCCUGCAGUGAAGCGUGUAGGAGUUGUUAAAAGCGUUGAUGCAAAGGAGCGAACUGCUCUAGUAAGAUGGUUAAAGCCUGCAUCACGACCAGAAGAUCUUAGAGAGUUUGAUACAGAAGAACUUGUAAGUGUAUAUGAACUUGAUCAACAUCCUGAUUAUGACUAUUGCUAUGGAGAUACUGUAAUCCGUCUCUCUCCAAUCUUUGGUGCUGCUGAAGUAGUCAGUUCUGGCGAUCUUAAUGGUGAGAGGCACCAUCAAGCUGGCUCAGAAGAGUUGUGUGGUAAAACAGAGACCAUAGACCAAUCUGAUCAGCAGCAGUCAGGACAAGUUUCUGAACAUGAAAAUAUUAGCCAUUUUGAUAGUGUAUCAUGGGUUGGCAAUGUAACUGGUCUUAAAGAUGGUGAUAUACAGGUUACGUGGGCAGAUGGUAUGGUGUCAAUGGUGGGCCCUCAAGCUGUGUUUGUUGUUGGUCGUGAUGAUGACGAUGAUUCCAGCCAAGCUAACAUUGAAGAUGGUGAUGAUGAUGCUGCCAGUUGGGAGACAGUUGAUUCUGAUGAUAUGAACGCACUUGAGAACGUUGAUGAGGAAAAUAAGGAAGAUGGGUUGCAGCAGGCCAUCGAACAUGAUCCAGAGGCUGCUGGAGUUGUCGUUUCCCCUGGCGAGGACAUGCAUGGACAAACUGGAGGUCUUUCUAUUACUCUUGCAGCACUUGGAUUUGUUACUAGAAUUGCCUCUGGAUUAUUCUUUAGAGGAAGAAAGCAGACAGACUCAUUGGAACCAAACAAUUCUGAUGGUAUUCAAUCUGCUGAGAAUACUUCAGAGAAUUUUAGUGUAGAAUCAGCUGAUGGUGCUGCUGGACUUGAUUUGGAUCGGAAUGAUUCCUCAGAUGCCCCGACGUUUCAACAGAACGGAUAUGACAGCUUAAAUUGUGCCAGUGAUACUAAUGUCUUUAAACAUUUCGAUAGUGCUACAACUCCAGAAGACCAUUAUUUCCUCAAUGAAAACGGGCAGACUGCCUGUGAGAGGAAGUGGGCGAAGAAGGUUCAGCAAGAAUGGUGCAUCCUUGAGAAAAAUUUGCCAGAGACAAUUUACGUGAGAGUUUAUGAAGAGCGUAUGGACCUCCUGAGAUCAGUUAUAGUUGGUGCAUAUGGGACUCCUUACCAAGAUGGCCUUUUUUUCUUUGAUUUUUACCUUCCGCAAGAGUAUCCACUUGUUCCACCCUUGGCAUAUUAUCAUUCUGGUGGUUUGCGGAUAAAUCCAAAUUUAUAUGAGAAUGGAAGAGUGUGUCUCAGCCUUCUAAACACAUGGACUGGUAAAGGAAAUGAAGUUUGGGACCCCUCAUCCUCGAGCAUUCUUCAAGUACUUGUCUCGCUUCAGGGCCUGGUUCUCAAUUCCAAACCAUACUUCAAUGAGGCCGGUUAUGAUAGACAGGUUGGGACAGCUGAAGGAGAGAAAAAUUCAUUGUCAUACAAUGAAAAUUCAUUCCUGCUGAGCUGCAAGUCCAUGCUGUAUGUUUUGCGGAGACCACCAAAGAACUUUGAAGCACUAGUGAGGGACCAUUUUCAAAAGCGUGGUUUGUACAUUCUCAAGGCAUGCGAUGCAUAUCUCAAGGGUGCUGUUGUCGGCUCUCUAACUAAAGAUGCCACUGUGACCGAGAGAAGCAAUGAGCAAGGGAGCUCCGUUGGGUUCAAAUUGAUGCUGUCAAAGCUUCUGCCUAGACUGUUCACUGCCUUGAAGGAAGUUGGAGCUGACUGUCAGCAAUUUGAGCACCUUGCUUCGAAGUCAAACAUAGAAAGAUGAUUAUAGACCAAUGGUUCUGUUCACUUCAGCGAGUUGGAAUUGAUUCAGGUGAUAGGCGUCGAUCUUUUCAAACUCCAUGAAUGCUUAAUGCAGGCCCUGUGCUGCUUCAUGAAGUAUAAAUUUCAGUUGCAAUUUUCAGGAACUGCAGAUGAUUGGAAGGUCGAGGGUGGGGUUGGGGUGAGUUUGUAUUUGUCAUCCAUUCUUUAUUCAAGUGGCCUAAAAUUGAAGCUUCUUUUGUCUUGUCUUGAGUUUACCAUGGUCAUAUUCUGCCAGCUUAGUUUGUGAUGCCAUUCUUACAGUGACGUCUAAUCACUGCAAAAUUUGUAUUUUACUUGUGACGAAGUAUUCCAUUGUUGUUUUUAGACUAAAUCAAGGUAUAAAUGUUGCUCAUCCAAGAAAGUUAAUGUAAGUUCUUUUCGUCGUCCGGUGCCAAUCCCCUCUUGAUGGUAUUCAAUCUCAUUGUGCCUGCCUGAUGACAUUCAACAUUUCAAUAAAAAGAUUAUGUUUCCUAUUUUAGGGACAUUCCUGCA